This is a messenger RNA of Gavialis gangeticus (Gharial), 926 nucleotides long. It is a transcript of the gene TOMM20, whose product is annotated as translocase of outer mitochondrial membrane 20. Gene Ontology annotation, molecular function: transmembrane protein transporter activity. Gene Ontology annotation, biological process: protein targeting; tRNA import into mitochondrion; protein import into mitochondrial matrix. The record is from RefSeq and is a predicted model, not a curated record. The transcript is spliced from 5 exons. The coding region runs from base 96 to 536 and encodes 146 amino acids. Gene Ontology annotation, cellular component: mitochondrial outer membrane; mitochondrial outer membrane translocase complex. Lineage: Eukaryota; Metazoa; Chordata; Crocodylia; Gavialidae.
CGCGCUCUCUCUCUCCCUGUCGCUUCGCCCGCCCCAAGGUGCCUGUGCGGCGCGAGGCCGAGGCAGGAGCGGCCGCUCCUGGGCUGCCAGACAGUAUGAUGGUGGGCAAGACCAGCGCCAUCGCCGCGGGGCUCUGCGGGGCGCUCUUCAUCGGCUACUGCAUCUACUUCGACCGCAAGCGGCGGAGCGACCCCGACUUCAAGAACCGGCUGCGGGAGCGAAGGAAGAAACAGAAGCUUGCCAAAGAGAGAGCAGGGCUUUCCAAGCUCCCUGAUCUAAAAGAUGCUGAAGCUGUGCAAAAAUUCUUUCUUGAAGAGAUCCAGCUUGGUGAGGAAUUACUAGCACAAGGUGAAUACGAGAAAGGUGUCGACCACUUGACAAAUGCCAUUGCUGUGUGUGGACAGCCACAGCAGUUAUUACAAGUUUUACAGCAGACUCUUCCUCCACCAGUGUUCCAGAUGCUGCUUACUAAGCUCCCAACAAUUAGCCAGAGAAUUGUAAGUGCACAGAGCUUAGCUGAAGAUGAUGUUGAAUGAGAUCAUGACACACCAGAGAAAAACUAGUGAUUUCGUACCCCAGAAGAUGAGCAUCAGUGGGGGGAUAAAGAGGGCAAACAUCGUAGUUAAUGGACUAUGUACUACAUUGAAUCUACCAGAGUUAAUCUUUAACUUUGGAUAGGUGGGUCUGGCUGGAUUGUAUUUAUUUAUCCCAGUGAAAAGUGUAUUUUGAUUAAAAAAAAAAAAAAAAAAAAAAUCAUUUUAUAAAUACACUGUGUUGAGUUAUCAAAGUGUCACUAACUUCAUUACUAUUAAAAUAUGCAGAUGUAAUGUUGUACAUAGAAAGGUAUACAACUACUACAUAUUAAAUAUCCAAUGCUCAUUUUUGAAAAACAAAGUGAAGGCAAUAAAGAUUUAUCUGCAUCUGUA